CACAAUGUAAGAGAAAUUAUGCUAAGUUCUAACACCCCCAUUUCUGGAAGAGUUUAUUAUUCAACAUGGCGGAUGAGGAAACGAAAACAUUCGCCCAGGAUACAAAUUUAAGUGAUUUGCAAGGUGGUGAUGUGUUUAUUAAUGGAGAUUCUGAUGAUGAAUCUAAAAAUGAAAGUGCUAAUGAUCAGGAAAGUUUGGAUACUUUAUCAUGUGAGAAACCUAUUCCGCGAAAGAGCAGUUUCAUGAAUAAAGAUGGAACCCGCAGAACUCACAACAGAAAAAAGACUGUGUCUUUUAGUAGCAUGCCAACCGAAAGAAAGAUUGCCACUGCUCAAGACUGUUUGUCAUAUAUGGAAGCAGGAAGUGAAUUGAUAAAAGUACGUUCAAACAGUCGGCAAUAUCACAGAAUCUUCUCUCUUAACCCAGACAUGACAGAAGUAAGAUGGCAACCUACGUCCAAGAAACCCCAUAAAGCAAGAAUUCCUAUAGCUUCCAUUAAAGAAGUGAGAAGUGGUAAAACAACAGAUGCAUUAAAGAACAAAGAAAUUGCUGGGAUAUACCCGGACGAAUGUGCCUUUUCUAUUGUGUUUGGGGACAAUUUUGAGUCAAUGGAUUUGAUAGCAAACACCCCAGAUGAAGCCAAUAUCUGGGUGACAGGACUUACAUGUUUGAUCAAUACACAGACAACAGGCUCAACUACAUCACCAGAGGAGGCUAUUGAAGAAAUGCAGCAAAUGAGGGACAACUGGUUAGCGGAGGUGUUCUCAGCGGAGGUAAGAGAUGAGUCGCAGACCCUGGCCGAACAGGAAGUGGUCCGGCUUUUACAGAAUCUGAACAACAACAUAGCAACCUCUAGAAUACGCACAAAAUUAAAAGAAAUUGAACUUAACAGAGAUGAUAGCAAAAGGGGCCGUCUCAACAGUAGUGAGUUUAUAUCACUGUUCAAAGAAAUGUCCACCAGACCAGAAAUUUAUUUCUUACUAGUCAGAUAUGCAAGCAAUGCUGAUUACUUAUCAACAGAUGAUUUGUUACUAUUUUUAGAAGCAGAACAAGGGAUGCAAAGAGUUACUAAAGAAAAGUGUUUAGAAGUGAUCAACAAAUUUGAACCCACCAAAGAAGGCAAACGAAAAGGAAGAUUAGGCAUAGAUGGAUUUACAGAUUACCUGUUGUCAGAUGAAUGUGAUAUAUUUGAUCCUGACCAUAAUACAGUCUGUCAAGAUAUGAAACAACCUCUUUGUCAUUACUUUAUAGCAAGCUCACAUAAUACUUAUUUAUUAGAAGAUCAACUGAAAGGUCCAUCAAGUGUUGAUGCAUACAUCAGGGUUUUAAGGACAGGAUGUCGGUGUGUAGAGUUGGAUUGUUGGGAUGGAAACAACGAUGAACCAGUUAUUUACCACGGUCAUACUUUGACGUCAAAAAUCUCUUUUCGUCAUGUUAUAGAAGCAAUAGAAAAAUACGCUUUUGAUACAUCGCAAUACCCUGUGAUAUUAUCCAUCGAGAACCACUGUAGUCUGAAGCAGCAGCGUGUAAUGGUAGAUCACAUGACCGCCAUAUUUGGUGAUAAACUUUACUGCGGAACUAUCGAUGAGAAACGAGUACGACUUCCUAGUCCCGAGGAUCUCAAGGGAAAAAUUUUAAUUAAGGGUAAGAAGUUGCCAGCAUAUAUAACAGAUGAAGGUGAAGUUACAGAUGAAGAUGAAGGGGCAGAAUCAGAGAAGAAGAAAAACAACAAAAAGGAUGGUGCUUUAAAGAAACAUAAGUUAGCAAGAGAGUUGUCUGAUUUAGUUAACUAUUGUAUGUCUACAAGAUUCGAGGACUUUCAGGUCUCAGCGCAAAAACAGCAAUACUGGCAGUUGUGUUCAUUUAGUGAGUCUCAGGCGCUAAAGCUUGCAAUAUCGUGCCCAGAGGAGUAUGUUAAUCAUAAUAAAACAUUUCUGUCUCGAAUUUACCCGAAUGGAAUGCGCGUGGACUCAAGUAAUUAUAAUCCACAGGAUUUGUGGAAUUGUGGAUGCCAAAUGGUGGCCUUAAACUACCAGACUCCGGGUUUGAUGAUGGAUCUCUACAAUGGUUGGUUCAAUAAGAAUGGUGGGUGUGGCUAUGUACUUAAACCCGCCAUCAUGAGGGAGGAGAUUGCGUAUUUUAGUGCUAAUACAAAAGAAGUCAUUCCAGGGGUAUCACCACAGAUUCUUCAUAUAAAG
Ruditapes philippinarum (Manila clam) is the source of this 2198-nucleotide messenger RNA. RefSeq names its product inactive phospholipase C-like protein 2. Gene Ontology annotation, molecular function: phosphatidylinositol-4,5-bisphosphate phospholipase C activity. Gene Ontology annotation, biological process: lipid metabolic process; intracellular signal transduction. Lineage: Eukaryota; Metazoa; Mollusca; Bivalvia; Venerida; Veneridae. The record is from RefSeq and is a predicted model, not a curated record.